Molecule: messenger RNA, 1128 nt
Organism: Charadrius vociferus (killdeer)
Lineage: Eukaryota; Metazoa; Chordata; Aves; Charadriiformes; Charadriidae
Product: hyaluronidase-3-like
Exons: 4
Coding region: 1-1128 (375 amino acids)
Biological process (GO): carbohydrate metabolic process; hyaluronan catabolic process
Cellular component (GO): acrosomal vesicle
Molecular function (GO): hyalurononglucosaminidase activity
Source: RefSeq, a predicted model, not a curated record
AUGGGCUCUGUGUCGGAGGAGCUCAGCCUGGUCCCUCUGCACCGGAGGCCGGAGCUGCUGGAGGCCUGUGCCAAGCUGCUGGGCGAGGAGUGGGGGAAGAGCCGGGCGUCACGGCUCCACACGCUCCAACGCUCCUCGGACGCCUUCCCCAUCUGCCUGGUGCUGCUGCGAAGCCAGGGCCCCACCGAGGCCUCCGCUGCCCAGGAGGGUCCCUGCCAGCUCGUGGGCCACGUCCGGCUCUCCCGGUGCCGGGCCAGCCGGCAACACAGGAGGGUGCCGGUGCUGGUGCUGUGGGGCUGCCUGGCGCUGGGCACAGCCAGCGGGGAGAGCCCGGCACCGGAGCCCCUGGCAGGUGGCCAACCCUUUGCCGUGGUGUGGAACGUCCCCACCGGUCGCUGCCAGCACCGCUUCGGCGUGGGGCUACCCCUCAGUGACUACGGCAUCGUGGAGAACCAGGACGGCCACUUCACCGGCCAGAACAUCACCAUCUUCUACAAGAACAAGUUUGGGCUGUACCCCUACCUGUCACGAAAGGGCAACCCCCGCAACGGGGGCAUCCCCCAGGGGGUCCCCCUUGGUGCCCACCUCGCCAGGGUGGCCAUGGACAUCGACCUUCUCCUGCGCCCCGCUUUCCAUGGCCUGGCUGUGGUGGACUGGGAGGAGUGGAGGCCCCUCUGGGCCCAAGCCGACCUGGUGCAUACCAUCGGGGAGAGCGCAGCGCUGGGUGCAGCUGGACUUGUGCUCUGGGGAGACAUGUCAUACUCCCGCUCGGCUGAGAGCUGUGCCAGCCUGCGCCACUACCUCGUGUCCACCCUGGGUCCCUACGUGGCCAACGUGACGGCGGCAGCCCGGGAGUGCAGCUACAGCCAGUGCCACGGGAACGGACGCUGUGUGCGCCGGCAGCUCCACGACCUGGGCAGCCUCCUGCACCUCAGCCCCGGCACCGGCUCGCUGGCCUCUUUCCGCUGCCACUGCUACCGUGGAUGGGCCGGCGAGGGCUGUGCCCGGCGGGUCGAGCCCAGCCCUGCCACCUCCUGCCUGGAGCCCACCCACGCUCAUGGUCUCUGCGGGCACAACGACCUCCCACCCUCCGACACCUGCCUGCCACAGCGCGCGUGGGGCUGGUGA